CAGACUAUCCGGGUCACGGGUUCUGCUGUCAUAUGAUACAAUGAAGAUGGCUUCUUCCAAGAUGUACUUAACUGCUGUUCUAGCUGUAAUUUUAGGAACUAUAUUCUCAACUAAUGCACAUUCUCAUGUGCCCGUAUUAUUAUGGGAAUCAUCAAGUGUCGGUGCAAAUGGUGCAACUCCUGCUGCUUUGUCUGCCAUGGAAGUGGAUGAGUUCCUUGAUGUUUUGAUGCGGCGGCUGGAUCGGAAUAGUCCUGUGGUGGCUCUGUUUGCUGAAGACUCGCUGAGUGUAGAAGAUUUUAGCAGACAAAGCUCCGAAGCUCAAUCCACCUUUCCUGCACUGCAGUCCAUCAAGGGUGGCAAUAGCCUGGAGUUCUUCCCUUCUGUUCAAUCUCCUAUGAAGGCACUCAACAGGCUCUCCAAGCUGGGCUACAAGUGGGAGGAAGUUUCUGGGGAAGUUCUACCUGAGGCUGACAAGAAAAUUUUACUUUUCAAUUUGGGUGGCCUGAAGGGAGGUGAAGAUCGUUCUCAAAUGCUGCUUCGACAUGACAAGACCGUCGCUUCAUUGUUCAAGCAAAUGGUUGAGAAGUAUUCAGAUGUCUUGGCUGUCUACACUGGUCGACAUGCAUCCUGGACUGCUCCAGAGUCAAGGAGAGUGAGGCGCGAUGCUGAGCCAACUACAACAACUGGCUGCAAUACCGUCAUAAAGUCUACUGGUAACUCCUCUCAAAUCAUGCUCUACACAUCAGAGUGCCCUGUGCUCACAAUCAAUGGCACAAACUUCAAUCUCAGCUCAGGAGAAGCUGUUGGACCUCCAGAUACCAGGAAGAGCCUCAUCAGGAUGGUUGCUAGGUACAAGGUGGACACAUCCUCUGAUAAGGCAACUCUUCGCUUCAGAUUCAACUUCACAGACUCUGGUUAUUGGCAGUUGAUUCAGGCUGAAUAUGAAGAUUCUCGCAAUCAAAAGCAUUUACUUGAACCCACAACUGUAAUCAAGGCUCCAAUUAACUUUUCAUACAGCUGUGGAAGUACAGCCACUUUCCAAUCUGCUGAUAAAUCAGUCUCUCUUAAGUUAAAGAACAUUAAGGUCCAACCUUUAAUGGGUUCAACCAGAGCUGACUUUGCUGCUUCAGAGGAUUGUGUUCCAUUCUUCACCAUACCAAUCUGGUCUGGGUUGUUUGUUACUUUCCUUCUUCUAUUCAUUGUUGCUUGGGGUAUAGAUAUGAUGAUGAACAUCCACACUAUGGAUCGUUUUGAUGACCCCAAAGGAAAGCCUCUUGUUUUCAAUGCCCAGGAAUAAUGAAAAAUGUCAUGUUAGGUAUUUGUAUCAUGAUGGCAAUGUCCUUUUCAGAAAAAGAAAAUUGAAAAGGAGAUUAGCAUGUGCGACAUAUUUUAAAUUGUUUUAUUAAAUGCAUUAGCAAGUCUUAAAAUUAUAGGUUGAAAAGAAUAAAUGAAAAGCUGUUGCACCUCUAUUUAGUUGGGCACAACAUAAAAUUAAAAUGGUGCCAAGAAAACUAGUUAACUUCUACGCAGUCUGAGUCUUUCGUUUCUGUACAGUACAUUCCAACUUAUUUUGUCCUUAAAUCUAGUCCAAAAUGAUGUAAAGAAACUUCACAGCUCCAAAGAGUUAGUGCUGAGCAUGUGUGUGUACCCAAUAAAAUUUUAAGGACCCCCCUCCCCCCUCCAAAAAUAAGACCAGUAGAGCAAAAAAAGGGAAAACCCAGCCAUUGUAUGUCUACGGUCUUUGAAAGCGUCAGACUCAUGUGUUUUUAAUUAUUUUGACAUUUUGUUCUGUCACCUUUGAAUAUUGUCCCGUAGUUAUGUUGGUUUUAGUAUGUCAAUCCCUCUGGCUUAUUCCCAACAUUGUAGGCAGUAGCAAAUAAAUCUUACCCCAAAUAUUAUCUGAUAGACAGCAGCUACUUAGCAAUGAGUCAUGAGAAAGAAAACGUAGCAUUCGUGUUGAAAUCUUAUAAUUCAAGAUAAUUUGGUGCUGUCAUAUGUGUAAAUACUGAAAAUGUGUUUGGACAUUUUUGGUUUCAUUGAAGGAUGUUUCGUUUCAAAGUCACAAGGUUAAAUAUUUCUUUAUCUUACAGUAACAUUUUGAAUGCACAAUCAAUUUCUAUCUUGCACAUAUCAAAGCUUUCUUAUGGUGCUGAUACAUGUAUAGAUUCAUCUUUUGUUGUACAUACCUUAUAUUCUGUGAGUCUUCUUAAAUUGAUUCAAGGCUGGCUCAUUUCUCGAGUGUGUGUGUGUACAUUUGGUUGAGACUUUGACAACCUAAGGCUUUUUCAGUUUUCCAGCUGGAGUUUGAAUGUAUACUGUGUCCCUUGUACAAGGUAAAGCCCUACAUCAGAAUUGAUGCAGAGCUUAAGUACAUGGUUGAUUUAAAACACUAUGACAGUGUAGUCAGCAGUUAUCGGUUUUAGGUAAUUUUCUAUUUCAUGUAAAAUUUUGCUCAAAUCAGAUGGCGCUAGCUGCAUUUAGGGCUGAGGAAGAAAGUAAACGACCGUAUUUCAUGAUUCUCUAAAGGACAUUCUUACUUAUAUGCAGCUAGUGUCCACCAAAUGCACCACGCACUUUUCCAUAUAUUGAUGAGGCUGCCAGUGAGGGUAAAUAGCCUGUGUAGUUAUUGUCAACUUGCUCUAUCACACUUGGCUUCACUGCUUUUUCCCUUAAGAUAUCAUUGUGAUUUUUGAGUGUCAUUAUGCUGUCAUGAUGUGUUAUUUACAUUUCUAAUGUCUUCUUGUAUCUAUAUUUUUAUGAAUGUUUUCAAUUGUUUAAAUCUCCAUCUAUUUUGAUACAUGAGUGCAGAUAUUUCACUUUCUGUCCUUUUUCAUAUAUCAGAGGCUUUUUUUUUUCAUGUUUGAUUUUGAUUACUGUUACAUGUUUAGGACUCUAUCCUGUAGAAUUGAAUUUAAUGUUAUUUAUUUAUUAGUUUUUCCACAGUUACCUACAUUUUUGAAUAUGACUACUGUGUCCACCUGCCUUUCAAUUUCUCUGAAAAUAACUUUUUUGGAAUUGAUUGAAUUGACAUAUCAAAUCUUUGAGACAUAUCAUGAUUAGGGUUGCAAUUAUACUUCCCACAAUUGAUGGAAGUGAAAUGUAUUUUUGAUGGUUUGUUUUAUUGAUGUGUUGUCCAUUAUUUUAGUAAAUUUGUUCCUCUUAACUUACUUAUGGUGUGAAUGAAUAUUGACUCUCCUUUACAGGGCAAAGUGCAAUGGAGUAUGGGACAAAACCUAAAAAAUCCCAAUAGCAACAUCUGUUUUUCAUUCUGUUCAGCAAGGAAGUGUUUAUGAA
This is a messenger RNA of Thrips palmi, 3294 nucleotides long. RefSeq names its product V-type proton ATPase subunit S1 (gene VhaAC45). The coding region runs from base 41 to 1297 and encodes 418 amino acids. Gene Ontology annotation, cellular component: proton-transporting V-type ATPase complex. The transcript has 4 exons. The record is from RefSeq and is a predicted model, not a curated record. NCBI's taxonomy places the organism in Eukaryota, Metazoa, Arthropoda, Insecta, Thysanoptera, Thripidae.